This is a messenger RNA of Parasteatoda tepidariorum (common house spider), 2103 nucleotides long. RefSeq lists its product as uncharacterized. The record is from RefSeq and is a predicted model, not a curated record. Lineage: Eukaryota; Metazoa; Arthropoda; Arachnida; Araneae; Theridiidae.
AAGAGCAACUAAGCUCUGAAAAUUCUUGUGUGCUAUUUUUUAAAACACAAGGUGAAACUUCUGUGGAACACCCUUUCCUUUCCAUGGAAGAUUUCACAUUAAUCAUUAUGACAGAAGCUCAGAUAGAGCUGCUGAAUAAGUUUGGAACAGAUUGUGUGUGCCUUGAUGGCACACAUGGGUUAAAUGCCUAUGGUUUUGAGUUAAUAACUCUUUUAGUAAUAGAUGACUUACGACAAGGGUUUCCGUGUGCUUUUAUGGUGUCUAGUAGAUGUGACCAGCUUGUGCUAGAAAUUUUCUUCGAUGAAAUUAAAAAGAAGACUGGUGAAAUAAAGUGCAAUGUCUUCAUGUCAGAUAUGGCGGAUGCAUUUUAUAAUGCAUGGUCCUCCAUCAUGCCAUUGCCAGAGAAGCGUCUGUUUUGCGCAUGGCACGUUGAUCAUGCAUGGAGGAAGAAUUUGAAGCGCAUUGUGUCUUCAGAAAAGAAACUUGCAACAUACAAGCUCUUGAAGUGUCUGUUGUAUGAACAGGAUGAGGAUGCAUUUCUGGUUCUUAUGAAUGCUACUUUAGAGAAGUUAUUAGAGGAUCCUGAUACAGUGGACUUUGGCCAAUAUUUUUCAAAAUAUUAUACUGAAAAUGUAGAAUGUUGGGCUUAUUGUAAGCGGUUACACUCAGGUAUAAACACUAACAUGCACCUAGAAAGGAUGCAUCGUACUCUUAAAUAUACAUAUUUGCAUGGCAAAAAUGUUAAGAGGCUGGAUAAAGCGAUUAAUGGCAUUAUGCUUUUUCUCCGUGACAGACUCUAUGAUAGGUUAAUCAUAAUUCAUAAAGGGAAAUUGACCAGAAAACUGGUAGACUUAAGAAAUCGCCACAAAAAGAGUUACAACUGUAACUUCAUCUGUGUCAAAUCUCCAGAUUCAGUAAAUGAAUACCUUGUUACAUCAUCCGAUGGCAAGGAUAUGUAUGUCAUUUCAAAAAAUAAAGAAAAUUGCCUAUGCCACUUAAAGUGUAAUGAAUGCAAUGAAUGUAUUCAUUCUUAUGUAUGUUCAUGUGUUGAUUCAGCUAUUAGGUGGAAUAUGUGUAAGCACAUACAUUUCCUUUGUAUGAAUAAGGAUGAGAAGCAUAAUGCAGAAAAUUUAGAUAUACCUAAACUUGAUGCUUUCUUAAGUAAUAAUUUAGUAAUGAAUGAUGAUAAUGAACAAGAUGUUUUAGUCAAUGAAUUAUGCCAGCAAAAGGAGGUUGAAGUCAGCAGUUUAGAAAAAACUAAAACUGAUCUAAAAAAUCGAUUUUUUAAUUUAAUUGAUAAUUUAAAAACACAAGAACAGUGUAAUUUAAUUCAGAAAGGGUACUUGUCAUUGCUUGCAACAUCAAAUGCAAUAGUUAAUAUUGAUAAAUCAGCCACGUUUCCCUUAAUGGAAUGUAAUCCACCCAACAAAAAUAUAGUUCCUCAACGAAAAUUUGUGGCCAAAAAGAAAAAGAGGCUUUCCUCAGAUAACAUAAAGAUGACUUUCACACAAAAAGAUGCAGAUAAUUUAACUUUACCUUUAAUCCUUAAUUUUAAAAACAGUAAAGAAAGUUAAAUUGCUUACAAUUUUAAAACCAUUUAUAAGCAAAAAUUUUUAAAAUAUAUGUGGCUUUUCCCAAAACUGUUACUUAGUGGACUUUCAUAAAUUAAUAAUUUAAAUUGGGAAAAAAUUUCUUUAAAUUAUGAUAAUUUAAAUUUUGCUCCAAACUUUUAUUUAGAAGCUAAUUAUUAUACCCUACAAGUACAGUCUUUAUUUUUGUCUCCUGGGUUCUCAUUCAUGAGGGAUAGCAGCUAUAUUAGAGGAAAAUGCAACUUUUAUUUUAAUGAGUAGCAAUUUUGUUUCGAAUUCUUAAUUGUAAUAGAUAGAUCAAAUAAAUAUUUGCUAUGAUGUUCGACAUGGAAAUUUCCCAACACUAUUACAAUGCCUAAAUUUUGAAAUGUACAUUUAAAAAAUCUCAUCAAUUUCAUUUUUAUUACUCUCUUGAAAUUUUACUAAUGUUACUUUUGUGUAUAAAAAUUAAUCUUUUAUUUAUUUUCUAUUUAAAAUGAAAAAUUAAGUACUUAAGGAAAUUAGAAGUUUUUCU